CUCUCUUUAUCUUUUGACGUCUAUACGCCACAACGCUCAGUGGCUGCACUACACCCCCACACUCGAUUGUUUACUAGCAUCCUGCAAACCCACAACUACACCCCAAGCAAGCCACAUGACACAAGGAGACAGCAGCAACAGCGCCCCAGAGGCCUCGGCCACUGGCUCGGCCGCGCCUACCGCGCCCAUGGCACCGCUGUCGCGCGAGAACCGCCCCGAGAUUGUCGGCGCCGACGUCCCAGAAGCACCGUACCCCAUCGAGCUGUUUGGCACCGUCACAAAGGGCUUUGGCAGAGGCGCGCGCUUCCUCGGCAUUCCCACUGCCAACCUGCCCGACUCGUCGCUCGGCCCGCUCAACGACCUCGGCCUCACGGGCAUCUACUACGGCUUUGCGCGCGUGCACCCCACGUUCUCGACGCCGCUGCCCACUGCCGCGCCGACGCCCGCGCUGACCCCUUCCCCGUCGUCGACCCGCCUCGUGGAGCAGGCGACGGCCGGCGCCGCCGCCGAACACGGCCACCACCACCCCGCCAUCCCCAAGUCGGUGUUGAAACAGCCCCUCACGUCCGAGCAGAUCGCCCAGCUCCCACCACAGACGGCCCCAUACCCCCCUGACAGCGUCCCCGAUACCCCCACCGUGCCCAAGCGCCUUGCCGACGAGGACGGCAAGGUCUGGCCCAUGGUCAUGAGCGUCGGCUGGAACCCGUACUUUAAGAACGAGAAGAUUACGGCUGAGGUUCAUAUCAUGCACCCCUUCGCCCACGACUUUUACGGCCACGAGAUUAGCGUCCUCAUCCUGGGCUACAUCCGCCCAGAGCUCGACUACGUCUCCAAGGAGGCCCUCAUCCAAGACAUUCAGACCGACGUCAAGGUCGCCCUCAACUCGCUCUCUCGUCCCGCAUACGCUUCCCAGGCCACAUCAACCUUCCUCACCCAAGGCCCCAGCCGAACCGCCUAGGGCGAGUGUCCGCUUUGGGCUGAAUAAAUCGGCCGGUUAGACGGUGUCGAUGUAUGGGUCGACGGCGACUCCACUGCAUUAGUAUCCUCCCAAGACAAAGGGCGAGCAUGCGAGAUGGCGUCGACAUGGCGCGCUCACAGCGUAUUGACAGGUCUGUAAUACAUCAAUGGGUGGUUGAAUAAUGCCUACAAUGUAAUGGUCUGUGCGCGCUGGUGGCAAAGCCACAAUGAUGUCAAAUGGCUACACGUCUAACUCCCC
This is a messenger RNA of Vanrija pseudolonga, 1216 nucleotides long. RefSeq names its product Riboflavin kinase (gene FMN1). Gene Ontology annotation, molecular function: riboflavin kinase activity. The transcript has 4 exons. Bases 116 to 958 code for a protein of 280 amino acids. NCBI's taxonomy places the organism in Eukaryota, Fungi, Basidiomycota, Tremellomycetes, Trichosporonales, Trichosporonaceae. The record is from RefSeq and is a predicted model, not a curated record. Gene Ontology annotation, cellular component: mitochondrion. Gene Ontology annotation, biological process: riboflavin biosynthetic process; FMN biosynthetic process.